Trichoderma virens Gv29-8 is the source of this 1080-nucleotide messenger RNA. Its product is annotated as Ca2+ transporter. The transcript is spliced from 2 exons. Lineage: Eukaryota; Fungi; Ascomycota; Sordariomycetes; Hypocreales; Hypocreaceae. Gene Ontology annotation, molecular function: calcium channel activity; calcium, potassium:sodium antiporter activity. The record is from RefSeq and is a predicted model, not a curated record. Gene Ontology annotation, cellular component: membrane. The coding region runs from base 1 to 1080 and encodes 359 amino acids. Gene Ontology annotation, biological process: calcium ion transmembrane transport; intracellular calcium ion homeostasis.
AUGGCGCAGAAGGGCGUAAUUGCGUUUAAUAUCGGGGCGUUUAUAUCGACACUGUUUCUGCUCGAGUUCGGGGCUGAUAAAUUUAUCGCUCACACAGCCGCAAUCGCGGGACGCAUAGGCGUGUCCGAGGUGGUCAUUGGACUCCUUACUGCAGGCGCAGAAUGGGAAGAGCUUGCGGUUGUUGUCGCGUCCCUGGCGCAGGGCCGUUCUUCGUUGGCCAUUGGUAAUGUCGUUGGCUCGGCCAUCUCCAAUAUCCUGGGCGCCUUUUCCCUCGGCCUUCUGUGCUAUGAGAAGGGACAGACGGUCGAGUUCGACAGGAGCUCUCGAAUUUACUCUCUCAUGACCCUCGCCCUAACUACACUGGUGACUCCAAUUAUCUAUUUCUCUACAAGAAUCACCUGGCUAGUUUGUGGGCCUCUUCUAGUAUCGGCAUUCGGAGUCUAUUUCCUGCUCGUCGCUUUGGCAAUUGGUCGAGGGGUUCUUACGGCGCCAGAAGAUUCAGAUGAUAGUGAUGAUGACGAUGACGAUGAUACGAGUUCCGUGGGAAGUAGAACAAGAUUGCUUGCCGACAACUCCAGCACAAACGCGAGGCAACGUCGCCACCGUCACCGGCUCGGAUACCAUGGGUUCUAUCUAUCCUUUGGAUUCCUUGCUAUAUGCCUUGCGGGCUACGUGAUUUCACAAGCGGCAAUUAACAUCACUGACCAAUUGGGCAUCUCCGACGUACUCUUUAGCGUCAUAAUUAUUGCUAUAGCCACUACACUCCCUGAAAAGUUUAUAGCUGUUAUGAGUGGUUACCGUGGCCACCCUGGGAUCCUUGUUGCUAACUGCGCCGGCAGUAACAUCUUCCUUCUGUCCCUUUGCUGCGGCAUCAUUAUGAUUAACACAAAGGGAACCUUGGAAGGGGGCAAUGUGACGAUCUCGGAACUGACGGUCUUAUGGGCCUCGACGGCUGCAUUCACCGCCACAGUCUGGUUUGGCGCUAGGUUUUCGAGAUGGAUUGGUGGGGCUAUGGUUGCUGGCUACAUUGCAUUUAUUGUGCUGGAGUUUACUGUCAUUCACGGUGUGGCAGGUGGGUGA